Messenger RNA from Conger conger (European conger), 4762 nucleotides. RefSeq names its product interleukin-1 receptor-associated kinase 1 (gene irak1). Gene Ontology annotation, cellular component: plasma membrane. The record is from RefSeq and is a predicted model, not a curated record. The coding region runs from base 499 to 2340 and encodes 613 amino acids. The transcript has 15 exons. Gene Ontology annotation, molecular function: protein kinase activity; ATP binding; protein binding. Gene Ontology annotation, biological process: protein phosphorylation; signal transduction. Lineage: Eukaryota; Metazoa; Chordata; Actinopteri; Anguilliformes; Congridae.
CCAGUUGUGUUCGUUCCCUAGCUAACUUAACUUAAUUCUUGAAUUUGCUGAACAGGGCAACGUUCAUGUGUGUAGCUAAACUAAAACUGUCAUCGUUUUGUAAUAAUUGGAGAAAGAAGUGUGAAUUACAAACCAAGCGUUACAUUUAACGUUGUGCUAAAAUGUACGAGUUGGUGUUAGUCUAACGUUAACAGAACAUCGGUGAAAUAGACAUCGUUUACACAGAUUUUUAUGGCUUUAGUUAAGUUACUUUAAUUGUUAAGCUAUGAAAUACCGCUCUCUACUUUUACUUUUCGUUAAAAAACCUCCCGUGUGUGCCGGGACCAGACCGACCUGCGUCAGGUGGCACGGAAGGAGAGGAGGACGGACGUGCUGAUUCAGCUAUGGGGGGAGCGAAAGGGCACGGUCGGAGAGCUGCUGAGCCUCCUGAAAGAGCUCCAGCUGCUGAGAGCUCGCGACGUCAUCCUCAGCUGGAGUCCUGUAUGCCCCCCUCCACAGAUGGGAAGUAACAAAGUGUACCAGCCUUUUAAGAUCCCCUCCCCUCCCCCAUCCAAGGGAAAACUGGUUGAUGAUCAGGAAACCAGGCCAUUCUGUGACCCAGGACCCAAACCUUUGCCAAGACCUGGCCCUCCACCUUCUUCAGGUUUGUCCAGGGAAAAGGUGGACUGCCCCGAAGCUCCACAGUCUGCACACUUGUCCAGCAAGCCUGGGGAGAACAUACCGCCAUCACGCCACGCCAUGUGUUGGCCAUUUGAAGAGCUGCAGCACGGGACAGACAAUUUUUCAGAAGCGCUGCAAAUCGGAGAGGGAGGAUUUGGGCACGUGUAUCGUGCUACCCUGAGGAACACUGAAUAUGCUGUUAAGAGACUUAAACAGGACUCUCGACUUAACUUGCGGCUGAUGAAGGAGAGCUUCCAGACUGAGGUGGACAAACUGACACUGUACCGACACCCCAACAUUGUGGACUUUGCUGGGUACUGUGUGGGGGGAGGGGAGCACUGUCUGCUGUAUGUAUUCAUGCCCAACGGCUGCCUGGACGACCGGCUCCACAGCCAGAGCAGUGCUGCCCUCUCCUGGACUGAACGUGUUAGCGUGCUGCUUGGGUCUGCCAGAGCCAUUCAGUUCUUGCAUUUGAGCCAGCCACAGCUCAUCCAUGGAGAUGUGAAGAGCUCCAACAUCCUGUUGGGGGAGCACCUGGAACCCAAACUGGGGGACUUUGGAUUGGCUCGCUUCUACCAGAGCGGCCGCAGGACCCCAGGGAAGACCACCACUGUGGCCCAGACGAAGACGGUGCGCGGCACACUUGCCUAUCUGCCUGAUGAAUACCUGAAGAACGGAGAGCUGGGGGUGGAGAUCGAUACCUACAGCUUUGGAGUGGUCAUCCUGGAAAUGCUGACGGGCCGCAGGGCGAUGGAAACGGACAGCAAAUCCAAAACAGUUUUCCUGAAAGAUCUGAUUCUAGAGGGAGAUGAGGAGGAAGAGGAAUCUGGAAGCACAGCGUCUUCCCUGGGGGGUCUGCCAUCCUCCGCAGCCAAGCACAUCUGGACGAAGCACCUGGACCCCCGGAUGGGCCCCACUGCUGCCUCUGCUCUCCAGGGCUCCCUGGAGCUGUCCUGCCUUGCCUGUCGCUGCCUGGACCGCAGGAAAAAGAAGAGGCCACAGAUGAAAGACGUGUAUAAAGUUUUAGAAGAUGUCCACUCACGCCUCAAAGCCUCCAGUCUGGAGUUUUCCACACAUGAGUCCCCAUCUACUCUCCUCAAUCAGCCGCCUCCCCUUCCCCCUCUCCCUACCCCUCUCCAAGCCCUGGACUCAAUCACCCAUCGCCUGUCUAAGCUAGGGCCGCAGGAGGACACCUACUACUGCCCUCUCAACUCCCUCUCCAGCCUGCCCCCUCCACAGACUCUGAGUUCGGGGGGAUCUGGGGGCGAGAUGGGGUCCUGGGGGCGGCAGCCGCCCUCCUCCCAGAUUCCCUGUGAAUCCGACGAUAGUCUGGGAUACCUGCGCUAUUCUUCUUCAGACCCGUCCUUUCCCAGCGACCCCAGCGAGGACUGCAGCCGAGCUCUGCUGCCCCCUGAACUCCCCAGGCACUGCGGACCACGCUGUGCUGAGAAGACUGACGCGUCACAAAGCAGCUCUCGGUCAGACAUGGCCAGUGAGAAGAUUGUGAUGAAUGCGGCCAAGCAGCGUUUUGUCCAGAAGAUGGCGAUGUACGAAGAGGGCAGGAUUCCUAUGUCGGUUCUACUUUCCUCCGAACUCUCUUCUUGCGGUGACUCGUGCAAUCAAAGUCGAGAACCAGAGGAGAGCGAGUUUGAGAGCAUUCCAGGGGAGAAAUUCAAUUAAGUUACCAACAUGCAGAAAUUCAAUUAAGCGCACAAAAAUAAAUGAUUCCAGUUCAACUAUAAACAUUACACACAUUCUGUAUAGAUGCAAUGCACACAGAGUGUAUUUUGUUGUGUGAAUUCUGUGUUGCGGCCUUUGUCUAUAAACACAUUUGAGCAAUGUACUAUGGGACUGCUGGCUCUGGCUGCAAAGUCUCAGGAACCAAAUCGAUAUUCUUAAUUCUGUUUCUACAAUUCUUUUCGGCCUUUUUGGGAUAUUAUAUUAGUCAGUAUUGGAUGAAUACAAGUGUUGUGUGAAAAGAAGCUAGUUAAUUACUUUGUUGGGCGAACUUGCACACAAACCUUUAAAACUAAAUCAAAGUUCUCAAAACCAGAUGUUGUUUACAAGCCUUUAUAAAGUUGUGGAAGUCAUUUCAUGUGGCACAGUGUUGUUACCAAAUAAUUAGGUACCCCUACUCCGAAACCAUGUUUGCGUGUUAUACACUGCAUGGUACACCAGUUGGUCUUUUAACCAAGUGUCGUAUGAUGGACUCUGGUAUGAUGGUUUCUGAAGUAAAUAAGGUACUAUUACAAAUGACUGUCCCACAAAUUGUUACAUUAUUUAUUUGCAUUUCUUCGUUUUUUUUUGGUUUUUUAUCUCUGGGUGACUUGUAUAAUUUUAAUUUUUCAUUCAGUAUUUUAUGCUUUGAGGAUUUGGGAUUUUAGGAUGUGUGCCUUAACCUUUAAAUAGUGUUAGACAAAUGGCCCUGUUAAUAAGAAACAAGUGUGAUGCUUUCAUAACAUGUGAUCUCUCACAAGUGUAAUUUAAUUACAGUGUCAUGCCGUUCCAUGUGAGAACAAAAAUCUAAGCCCAGUAAACUGUUAUGCAACUUGUGAUUUCAAAUAGCUUUGCAGUAUCCUGGGGUAAUCUCAAUAGUUGCUGGUACUAAUUUUAAAAUAAAAUAGUUAAGACUGGCUCUAUUGCUUACAUACUUGUUUCUCUGGUCCUGAUGCUUAAUGAGUACCAACAAACCCCUUAAAACCGCUAACAACGUGAGGCUACUGUUUUACAGAAAGGCAGCAUUGUAGUUUCUCUAGGUAUCCUCUUUUGUAUCUUGGGCUCAACAGUAUCCACAUUAAGGAUUUGAUUACUUGGCCAUAUAAGUGAAGAUCAGUUGCCAUGCCGUGUAAAUGUGGCAUGUAAAGUGAGUUACAGGUGAUGAUCAUGGGGUGUAUGAAAGUGCAACAUGACAAAUUAAAUACAGUUUAUAUAAGUAGCUACUACUAAGAAUGAUAUCUCUAAAUACCUCCCAAGUGUGUUUACCAUUUUCCAACUAAAAUUAGCUGCCUUUUUUCUUCUUUUCCUUCAACUGGUAUUUUAAAUUAUUGAACACCUACAAUAAUUUGGUUAUUUAUUGAAAAGGUUGGACACUACAAAUUUAUGUUCAAUUUUUAGAUGGUAAAAUGUCAUUGUUCUGUUGCAUUUCAAUGUUAAUUAAUUUCACUCUGCUUGUCUGGUUAUAAGAUGAGUAUACUGUAGGAUCCAAAACUUGACCUUCAUUAAGCUUCCAUUGUAAACCGCACAUUGGUCUCAAUCAGUUUCCAUUAAUUUUGUUUUAUUUUAAAAGUGACAAUCACUUGAUUAAUCACAAUGCUUUGUCUUAACUGCGUCUCUGGGUAUUAUCGUCCUCCAGGUCACACUGACAAUGUAAAUAACAAUGUAGGGGUUCAGAGGAAAAAAUCUAUUGAAUAAUUGAAAAGAAUAGGCUGCACCUUUACGGUUAGCUCCUUUAUUACUGCAAAGGUUUGAGAGAGCCUAGCAAACAAAGUUAGAGAAAGUGUGGAGAAUACUCGGGUGCCAGAUAUUUCAUCCAUGCCAAAUUUGCACUGAUCGGAAAAAAGGGUAUUUCUUUUUAAGGCUAUUUGUUCCAAUAACACUGAAUUUCAUUCAUUCUUUAUCAUCAACCAUAACCUACAUUUCAAAGUGGAGGAAAACUAACCAUGAUCACUGCUGUGUAUUGCUAUGUACAAUGUCUGGUAGGUCAUUUGUGUCGUCUAUGAUGUAGCCAGAUCUAUAGUGACACUACUGUAUGCUGAUUGGUUUAAAAAUUUGAUUGACUGAGUUUGUCCUAUAGCUACAUGGCUAAUGUUGGAGCCGAGAAUUCAGCCUGGCCCAGGUGUUUGAGACAACUGGCCGUCUUGGGUGAUGAUAUAGCCCACUGUGUUAUGACUGGAGAUACGGAUAUCGAACUUCGAUAAAAAAUGCAGAUUCAGUCCUGCUUACUGCAAUCAAUCAAAUGCAUCUCCCAAGAUCAUUGCAAGUCUCAUAUACACCAUUCACUUUCUGCCCCACUUCUGCUGCGCAUGGGCUACAUAUCAUUAUAAUGUUACUUUAAAACCCUCUCAUUGGGAAAACAUAAUAAAGUCUUCACCCUACUUUCAAA